This is a messenger RNA of Physella acuta, 2386 nucleotides long. RefSeq lists its product as uncharacterized. Gene Ontology annotation, molecular function: protein dimerization activity. Lineage: Eukaryota; Metazoa; Mollusca; Gastropoda; Physidae. The record is from RefSeq and is a predicted model, not a curated record.
ACGACACAAAUUCUUCUCUUCUGAAAUCAAACAAGGUGUUUUUAAUUCCAGGUGACGGGACCUAACUUUUGACAAACUAAAUCUAUACCGUCAAGUUUCAGCAUUUGACAAUUUUUAACUUUUGACAAACUAAAUCUACACCGUCCAGUUUCAGCACUUGACAAGUUUUAACAUUUGACAAGUUUUAACAUUUGAGAAAGUAAAUCUACACCGUCAAGUUUCAAAUAAUUCUGCCUAUUGCAUAGGGACCUUACAAAAUGUUUUAAGCAGGACCAUACCAAAAGUUUCAAAGAGGACCUUAUCAAACAUCUUGAGUAGGACCUUACCAAACUAGGCAUUACCAGGACCCAUUCGCAAGUUGACUGAACGGACAGCUGAAGGAGAAGUCUGUAAUGUUAUCUCAAGACACAGCUCACCAGACUCCCACAGCCUCAGAAUCAGAUGACCAGUCACCCACAGAUGACCAGACAGCCACACCCACAGAUGACCAGACAGCCACAGCCACAGAUGACCAGUCACCCACAGAUGACCAGACAGCCACACCCACAGAUGACCAGACAGCCACACCCACAGAUGACCAGUCACCCACAGCCACAGAUAACCAGACAGCCACACCCACAGAGGACCAGUCACCCACAGAGUCAGAUAACCAGAGAUCCACAGGACCUUGGAGAUACAGGAAGUGCAAGAUCCAAUCAAGACAGAGGCUGAUUCUCAACAUCCGGGAGCGGAAAAGGAACUUGGACAUAAAACAAGUCCUCAGUGAGCUGGGGCAGCUGUUGCCCACCAAACCAAACGAGAGACUUAUGGACAGAACCAGACUCUGCCUGCUCAAGUCGGCCUACAAAUUCAUCUAUCGUCUGUCGGACUUCGCUCGCUUCUGCGACUUUACUUGUAGGACCGGGAACACCCUCCAGACCCUCACAGCCUCGGGGGGACAGUCCGCCCCUAGUGGGGCGCCACUCAACUCUCUCAUCAAAGCUUACUGCAGCCAGUUCAAACCGGCGACCUUUAGCCACCAGUACAGUCAUGUCCUCCCCCCAGCCAAUCACAAUCACGCACUACAACAGUACCACGCCCAAGUUCCACCUCACCACGCCCAAGUUCCACCUCACCACGCCCAAGUUCCACCUCACCACGCCCAAGUUCCACCUCACCACGCCCAAAUUCCACCUCACCACGCCCAAGUUCCACCUCACCACGGCCAAGUUCCACCUCACCACGGCCAAGUUCCACCUCACCACGCCCAAGUUCCACCUCACCACGCCCAAGUUCCACCUCACCACGCCCAAGUUCCACCUCACCACGCCCAAGUUCCACCUCAUCACGCCCAAGUUCCACCUCACCACGCCCAAGUUCCACCUCACCACGCCCAGGUUUCACCUCACCACGCCCAGGUUUCACCUCACCACGCCCAAGAAGCUGUACCGAUCCCACCUCCUUCAGAAAACUUCAAGUUUCAAGAAACAAACGCGUAUGGUCAAGAUGGAAACUGUCAACAUCAGACCCCUGCUCAACACUACUGGAUACAUGCUAGUUCAUCAGCUGUUGCACCUUCUCGGCACGCCAACCCUUGUGACGUCAUGUCUGCCCAGCCUUGUGACGUCAUUUCUGCCCUGCCGUAUGACGUGUAUUCUAUCAGGUCCAAUGACGACAUGGCUACCCUACCCCGUCAUGUCCCAGAUGAGCCGUAUUUCUCACCGCCUCAGCACCAAGUACCCCACGUACACGGGCAGUGGGCCGCGGGAGGGCAGUGGGCUACGGACGGGCAGUGGGCUAGGGACGGGCAGUGGACUAGGGACGGGCAAACCUUCUGUGCUAUCCCGGUCUGUUUUCCCAGGCCACCCGACGUCCAGAAGUUUCCAUUCAGUCACGGAGAUUCUUCCAACAGAUUGUACCCUGUCAUCUACCACGGCCCCCACCCACCGGUUUUAUCCCCAGGGGUGAUGCACCACCCACCCCCAACCACGCUACAAUGCCGAAGUAUGGGCAUCAUGCCCGCCACUUGCUGCCCUAUAAUGUUCGAUGCCAGUCAUGCCCAAAUGGUGGGGCAUCAUUGAGGGCAGAACGGUAUAGUAACAGGGCAUAUUAACACUUCCAAGAUGAUGUAAAGGAGUGGCUCUAAAUGUCAUUAAUCAAAACAUUGAUUACAAUACCACGUGAUAAUCUUGUAUCUUUGUUACUUGUAUAUUUUGUUGAUCUAUAUAUGUAUAGAAUGCUGUAUAACGUAAGUAAAUCAGUUCAUGCUGUUAUUGACCUGAGUAUGUUACUAGUUUCAUAGAACUUUCUCUGUACUAUAUUUUAACAUUAGUGUUUUUAUUUGAGUGUUUUGUUUAUGUAUAUAUAGACUAUAUUGUUUUAAAUAAAGUAAGUAGCAAACACUACU